GAUGUCUGCGCCCAGGCCGGCGGGAAAUCGUUCCUGUUGUGCAGAAGUUACUUGGAAAUUUGCAAUAUUUUGGGGGGUCAUAUGCAUAACUUGUUUAAAAUCCUCUUUAGUAGAAUCUCUCGAGACUUACGUAUACAGUCUAACAAAAAGUAAUAAUGAGCAGAAAGUUGAUUCAAGACCUACUUCAAGGCUGGUUGUAUUUUGUUAUGAAGGGGAGGAGUAUAAGGCAGUAAAGUUAUGGACUACUGCAACUCUACGGCUAGUAAUCAGUGAGGAGGACUAUGAGCUGUUCAAAGGUGCCAAUACUUCAGCUGUGCAGGAACAGUAUCACAAUGCCAUGAAGUCAUGGUUUAACUUGUUGCCAUGGAAAAAGGAGGAGGUUACCAUGGAUACCUUUAGGUUGUCAUGUCUUGGUGUGGCAACCAAAACUAGUUAUUCUGUAAAACUAAAGAUUAGAGCUAUAGACCCCUGGCUGAUCACAUACCUGUUCCUGGGACUGAUUCUGUUCUUCAAUGCCAGAAGACUCAGCAAGAACAUUGUAUUCUACUAUGGCACUGGGAUGACUGUGGGGCUGCUGGCUUCUUGUCUUAUCAUUGUGUUUAUUGUCAGCAGGUUUGUGCCCAGGAAAACAGGCUAUGUUGUGCUGGUAGGAGGAUGGUCCUUCAGUCUCUUUCUUCUCAAUGCCAUGUGGUCAAACGUGCAGAACAUACUAGAAACAUAUUCACACUACGUCCUGGGCUACUUUGCAGUUGCAGGAUUAUUAACCUUAGCAGUACUCUACUGGCGAGGUCCAGUGACAGACCCAAGGAGUCUUAAUCUCAUAAAGUGGACAUUACAGUUAUGUGCUUUAGGCUUGGUAUAUGGAAGCACAAGACAGAUCCAGGAAGUUGCCAUUAGUACUAUCAUUGUUAUAUUAACAAUUCACUGUUUUCCAAGGAAGAUAUUACACUAUAUUUUAUCAGUGUGGAGACGGCGGUUUCCACCCAAAGUGCACCUGUUAAGUGAGGAGGAAUACCAACGCCAGGCUGAUGAGUACACACGCCAGCAGUUGGAGAGCCUUCGCCAGUAUUGUCUCAGUCCUAAAUGUGAUGCAUGGAGGACUAUUUCCAGGAUCAAUUCUCCAUCCAGAUUUGCCAGCUUUGUGGAAGGAGACUCGCACAUCACAGACACAGAGCUGUUGGACUAUGACUCUGACCCCGCCCCUCACUAUGGGGUGGAUCUUGACGACUCCGAUGAGUCAGAAAUGAGCUUCAGACUCAACUCUCCUUGACAGAGAGAGCUUAUUUCAGCAUUCACAUAUUAUUGGUUUACUUGCCAAAUUUUACCAUGUUACCCAAGGGCACAAAGAUACUCUCAUUUGACCAAUAUGUUACUGUGUGAUAAAAAAAUGUCAUGGCACAUACCAUGCAAUGAAAGUUCUCAGGACUUUUUAUAUAUUUUAAAAAUGUGCAAACUUGAAUGUAGAUAUUUUCCCAAUCAGACUAACACAAAAUACAUCUAUUUGCAAGACACAAAAUAUGUUUUUCUUUUAGAAUUUUUGAUUUGGAUAUUAUUUCUUUUAUGGCAGAAAAAUAGUUUCAUCUCAUCUGGUAUAUCCACACUAAAAAGUUUUUUCUUCUGGAAAUAAGAUGCCUUUGCCUUAACGUAAUAGUGUUUUAAACUGUUAGACUAUUUAUUAUAAGUGCAAAGAUGUAAAUGUUAUUAUCCUGGGUUUGUAUUCUUGUUAAUAUUAAUUCUCCAAUUUGAAAUGUCAAAAGUGAAUUAUAAAACACAAGCAAGAACUUUUAUUAAAACAUUAAGCAAAUAAAGUGUUAUUCCUAGGUACCAUUGUGUUGAUAAC
Lingula anatina is the source of this 1840-nucleotide messenger RNA. Its product is annotated as nuclear envelope integral membrane protein 1-like. Gene Ontology annotation, cellular component: nuclear envelope. The record is from RefSeq and is a predicted model, not a curated record. NCBI's taxonomy places the organism in Eukaryota, Metazoa, Brachiopoda, Lingulata, Lingulida, Lingulidae.